AACGAGCUAGACCAAGCCAACCUGUGCAUUGCUGCCGUUAUCUAUGCUUGUCCCUCAUCCCGCGCCAGUUAUUCUGAUAGCAGUUAAGAUAACUGCCCAAAGGUCAGAAUUCAUCACUGUUGAAUUCCAAUGUUAACAGCAUUUGCCUCCCACACCCCAACUCCUCCUUCACACCCAUCCUCUCUCCAUCCACCCUUAACCCCCCAAAAUGUCCCCAACAACCCCUUCUUCACACCCACCAACCGCCGCCACAUCCUUGCUUCCCUUGCCAUCACCCCCUUCUUAUCCAUACCCUCAGCCGAAGCUCGCGGUCUCUUCCAAAUGCCCCCUCCUCGACUCAGCAAUCGGUACUUUCUUGUUAGAGCUGGGGAGUCUGAAUUUGAGAGCUUGGGGAUCAUUAACACAAACCCAGUUGCCAAGACUUCCAUGGAUAGUGGGUUAUCUGAGAAAGGGAAGAAGCAGACUAUCAGAGCUGCUCUUCAAUUGAAGACAUUGGGGGCUUGCGAACUGAAUUGUUGGGUUUGGCCUUCCAUUACCCAGAGAGCUUAUCAGGCUGCUGAGAUUAUUGCUGCUGUCAAUGGUGUCAAUCGCAGUCAAAUAGUCCCCGAGUACAGUUUUUUGGAUGCUCGUGGUUUGGGAGCUUAUGAAGGCAAGAACUUGGAAUCUGUCUCUGAAGUAUAUGCAUCAGAUAGUCUUUCUCAAAAUAUUAAGCCACCCCCUAUUAAUGACGGAACACCAAAUGAGAGCGUGGCAGAUGUGUUUGUUCGUGUUACUCAACUCAUGUCAAUUCUUGAAACCCAGUACUCUGAGGACACUGUCAUUAUUGUCUCACCCGAUUCUGACAAUUUAACAAUCCUACAAGCUGGUUUACUUGGACUUGAUCUCCGAAGGCAUAGGGAUCUCUCUUUUGGUCCCGGUGAAGUCAGAUUUGUUGACACUAGUAGCAUUCCUACUUACAAGCAGCCUGCAUCGGCUUUAUACAAGUGUUUAAAUCCUCCAAGCUGUAAUUGAAACCAUUUACUUGGAACUUUAUGCUUUUUGGUACGUGAGCACAAUUGGGAUUCAGGGCAGCUAAAUUGUAUCUAUUUGUCCAUAUAAAUUUAUUUUGAUUUUUAUGGAAGUCACAGAUCAUAUAGUUGAUUCUAGUAGCUAAGCUACAAAAGUUCAAAACUAGUCACAGAAUCUUUCAGAUUUCACAUACUUGACACAACCAAGACCUAAAUAAAGAUUUGGGUCAUGCGCAUCCUGAUUAUGUGACAUUGUCCAUCGUGGUUGGCACAUUUACAUUUAUGGGAUCAAACUCUUAUCACUAUUUGAUGAUCAGUUGGUCAGCACAACAGGCUCCAGAACAAGCUCAUUGGAACAUUUGGCUGUACAUGGUUGUCUGUUAUGUUGCAACAUCAAUCUUAAGGUUUAUCAUGUUUAAGAACAUGUAGAGGUAUCACCACUUUCUUCAAUAUUUUCCUGUACAAACUUUAGCUUUCUUUUUAUUCUUUACUUAUUCUUCUUUGGGGAUUUUGUCAAUCCUCAAUUUAGGCUUAGUUUGUAGCUUCUGUCUAUUAUCAUAAACUUAACUAUCAACCAUUUGUCAAGUGGUUUUAUUGGGCA
Molecule: messenger RNA, 1608 nt
Organism: Camellia sinensis
Lineage: Eukaryota; Viridiplantae; Streptophyta; Magnoliopsida; Ericales; Theaceae
Product: Phosphoglycerate mutase family protein
Source: RefSeq, a predicted model, not a curated record